Molecule: messenger RNA, 1443 nt
Organism: Poeciliopsis prolifica (blackstripe livebearer)
Lineage: Eukaryota; Metazoa; Chordata; Actinopteri; Cyprinodontiformes; Poeciliidae
Exons: 7
Coding region: 442-1275 (277 amino acids)
Biological process (GO): positive regulation of T cell proliferation; immune response; T cell costimulation
Cellular component (GO): external side of plasma membrane
Source: RefSeq, a predicted model, not a curated record
UUCCUCCUGGGUUCCCAUAAACACGUCUCAGCCUCUACCGCCUCGCCAGAUUAGCAACAGCCAGUAGAGGUCCAGCAGUUCCUUUCAAGCCUUCAGUGUUUCUUUGACCUUUUUCUGUCCACGGAUUGACCUCUCCUGCCAAGCCUCUCAUGGAUCCCUUUUGUUCUGGAUUUCUGGACCCUGAUCCAAGCUUUCCCUCACGACCACAGAGUAUUGCCUGCUCCUCAAGCUAAGUUUGCUCUUUCUGUCCUCCUGUGUAAGACCUCUGCCUGAUUAUCGUCAAAGGCCCUGGGUGUCGCCUCUUGGAUCUCCUUGUGGAGAUCUUCAUCGCUUCCACAGUAGCCUGUUCUACCUGGUUUCCUGCAGCUCCCUGUCAGACCCUUGGUUUAUCUGCUCCACCCGUCCACAACUCUAAAGACUUUUGUUUUUAUCUCUGUACUAAUGGCUCGGACAAAAGAAAAGGUUUUCUGUCUCAGGAAAUGGACAAGAGUUAUGGCUUUCAUCAUGUUCUCUUUACAUCUCUGUGUUUCUCUCUCUGUCUUCUCAAUACCAGAAAAUGAAAGUCAGAGUUUCUUUCCAAUAGAUGUAAAUGUGACACAGAAGUUAUAUCAGGCUGAGAAGAAUCACAACAUCACAGUGGAUUUCACCUACACCUUCAAAUUUGAGUGCUCCAAAAAGAUCUGGCAUCUUAUCUGCAACCGAAUAGAGAGUAACAACGUUUUUUACCAGUAUAUUGAAGUUGAUGGUAAGAAAGUCUCAGAGUCUCAGGAUGAUCAGUUUUCAGGACGAGUCCAGUGUGAGAAAGACGUCCUCAAAGACGGACGGUUCCGACUCCAUUUGUCCAGACUGAGGACUGAAGACUCUGGACAUUAUAGAUGUGACCUGAUCAUUGGCUAUUGUAGGGGCUCAGACACAUUUAGACUCAAUGUGACUGAGCCUCAUCCAUCUGAUCUCCCACCAACUAUCAUCCCUCCACCAGAGAGUCGGGGAUGGAUAGGAUUAGGAUUCGGGGCAGCAGGAAUAAAUGUAAUGAAGACAUAUCAGAUUUUCACUGUGAACCACAGAACAGAAACAACUGUUUUACCUGAAAACGAAAUAAUGUGCAGACAUUUUGACUCAAUUAAGACUAAAAUGUUGAAAAGUCAUUCAGUGUCAGAUUUACACAUUAUUGUUUUCCUCACAGUCUCAUAUAAAGUCCUCUCACAACUGACCAAUCAGGUUUUCAGUCAGGGAAACAAACUAAAAGUUAAGAUUUAUUAUCAAGAGUUAAAUUAAAUUAGUUGAAUUAGGAAAGUUUUUUCAUGUUUUAACUGUCAGAUGAUGAGAAUUAUAAACAUGGCGGACCUCUAACUGCUUAGUUCAGAUUUACAGAGAAACAGUGACACCCAGUGGUCAAACUUAAAAUGACAGGAAGAGUGUUCUGGAAUUUGCUCCAGUUUUCCA